Molecule: messenger RNA, 1203 nt
Organism: Zingiber officinale
Lineage: Eukaryota; Viridiplantae; Streptophyta; Magnoliopsida; Zingiberales; Zingiberaceae
Exons: 2
Coding region: 192-596 (134 amino acids)
Source: RefSeq, a predicted model, not a curated record
UAAUAAUUCAACAAUCCGAGAAAAUGCAUCCUCUUCUUCGGUCAUUUUCGAUGGGAGACUUCGGAAGGUGCUUCCGCCGGCUUCUCCCCUGAUCCCUAACGGCUGCUAAAUCCUAUGUUUUACUACUGGUAUUUGCUGAGUUGGAAGAUCAGGAGAAUGAAUAUGUUACACAGCUCAAAGAGACCCAAGAGAUGUUGGAGAAACAUGAGGCUGCUGUUAUAGUUAAGGAGCUUGUAUCCCUUGAUAAAUUGCAGGAGAAAAGAGCUGUUGCACUCUCUGCUUUAUUUGAUAAAUACAAAACCUGUUUUUCAGAACCCAGUGCUGUUGGUGAGGCUGUCAGCAAUGGGAUGGCUGAUGCUCCUGUUUCAAAAGAGAACUCUUGUGUCACACCGGUUGUUUAUGGCUCAGGUGCAAGUCCUGCAGGAAAUGGAAAUGGAGGCAGUGAACAACUGAACAUCCCCCAGAGCUGGUCAGUCUCUGUAAAGAAAUGGAUGCGGAAGGCCUUUUCAAGUUUGUUUCAGAUAAUAGGAACUCUCGCACUUAACAGUGCAUCCAAUCCUUUCACUUUAGUUUUAGAUUCCCUAAAGCGCUUCUAAUACUGGAGAGAUUAUUGGGUCACAAAAGGAUGGGUUUGGGCUAGCAAAGGACUUGUCUUAUGUUAAUGGAAUCACUCAAACAACUGCUCGCAUAUCCUUUACAGGAUUCUCUAUCUGAUUAGCAAACACUAACAGAGAGUUGGGUGUUGUGAUUUUGAUUAUGAUAUGAUAGUGUUCAAGAUGAUAUUACAGAGAGCAUAAAACUGCAAUAUCCAAUAGUUGGCAAUAGCAUCUCAGAAUCUGUCGUGGAAAUUUCAAGAAUUCUAGUUGAUAUCCUGUCUGUGUUCAUUUUCUUUACAGUUGAAAAGCUUUCCUGGUUCGACACCAUGUGCAUAAUUAGUGCAACCAUGCAAGGCAGAGCCCAAAGAAAAAAAAAAUAGAAGAGAGAACUGCAAUGCAGAGUUCCCCUCAACUGAGUGAGAGAAGUUUGGGUAAUCUCUUUAAUCAAGUUUAAAAGUGCGUGUUCGCCAGAGUUACUUCUCACGCGACAGUGAAACACACAUUCGAUUCUAUUCCCACACUUGAUGUGCAUCUGACAAUGAAUGAUUGGCUAAAAAAGAGAGAAAAAAACGUCGGUAAAAUUGAACGUGUAUUCAUGAAAUUUAUU